Pimephales promelas (fathead minnow) is the source of this 1139-nucleotide messenger RNA. Lineage: Eukaryota; Metazoa; Chordata; Actinopteri; Cypriniformes; Leuciscidae. The record is from RefSeq and is a predicted model, not a curated record.
UGGAGUUCCAGAAACCAAGCCCGGUGGAGGCAUCUUGAUGAUGUCUGACCAAGAGGGAGCCGGUGGGACGAGGGAGCCCGGUGGAUCCAUCAAGCGGCCGGACCAAGGUGAAACUGGUGGGACGAGGGAGCCCGGUGGAGCUGUUAGGAUGAUGUCUGACCAAGGUGGAGCCAGUGGGACAAGGGAACCCGGUGGAGCCAUCAGGAUGACGUCUGACCAAGGUGGAGCUAGUGAAUCGAGGGAGCCCAGUGAAGCCAUAAGGAUGAUGUCUGACCAAGGUGGAGCCAGUAGGACGAGGGAGCCCGGUGGAGCCAUCACGAUGAUGUCUCACCAAGGUGAAGCCGGUGGGACAAGGGAGCCCGGUGGAGCCGACAUGAUAAUGUCUGACCAAGGUGGAGCCGGUGGGACGAGGGAGCCCGGUGGAGCCGUCAUGAUGAUGUCUGACCAAGGUGGAGCCAGUGGGACGAGGGAGCCCGGUAGAGCCAUCAGGUUGUCUGCACGAGGGAGCCCGGUGGAGCCGUCUGGAUGAUGUAUGACCAAGGUGGAGCUGGUUCGACUAGGGAGCCCGGUAGAGCCAUCAGGUGGUCUGGAUGAGGAAGCCCGGUGGAGCCAUCAGGAUGUUUUCUGACCAAGGUGGAGCUAGUGGAUCGAGGGAGCCCGGUGGAGCUAUCAGGAUGAUGUCUGACCAAGGUGGAGCCAGUGGGACGAGGGAGCCCGGUAGAGCCAUCAGGUUGUCUGCACGAGGGAGCCCGGUGGAGCCGUCUGGAUGAUGUAUGACCAAGGUGGAGCUGGUUCGACGAGGGAGCCCGGUAGAGCCAUCAGGUGAUCUGGUUGAGGAAGCCCGGUGGAGCCGUCAGGAUGUUGUCUGACCAAGGUGGAGCUAGUGGAUCGAGGGAGCCCGGUGGAGCUAUCAGGAUGAUGUCUGACCAAGGUGGAGCCAGUGGGACGAGGUAGCCCGGUAGAGCCAUCAGGUUGUCUGCACGAGGGAGCCCGGUGGAGCCGUCUGGAUGAUGUAUGACCAAGGUGGAGCUGGUUCGACGAGGGAGCCCGGUAGAGCCAUCAGGUGGUCUGGAUGAGGGAGCCCGGUGGAGCCGUCAGGAUGUUGUCUGACCAAGGUGGAGCUAGUGGAUCGAGGCAGC